AUGAAAUCUUUUGUCGCCCUUUUCGCCAUCGUGGCCGUUGUUGCCGCAGACGUUUCCCACCUGAAAGGAACUGAAGCUGAUGCCGUAAUUGUGAAACAAAAUGCCGAUGUUUUGCCAGACCAGUAUUCCUACGAAUACGAAACCAGCAACGGUAUAGCUGCACAAGAAAGGGGUGCACUCAAGAACGUCGGUCGUGAGGACGAAGCCAUUGAAGUUCAGGGAUCCAACAGCUAUCGUGCUCCUGGCGGCGAACAAAUCUCUAUCAACUACAUCGCUGAUGAGAACGGAUACCAACCCCAGGGUGCACAUCUUCCCACCCCCCCAGCCCCCCAGCCCAUUCCUGACUACAUCCUUAGGGCUAUUGAAUACAUUAGAACUCACCCCCCUAAGCAAGAGAAACCCUAA
Molecule: messenger RNA, 405 nt
Organism: Arctia plantaginis
Lineage: Eukaryota; Metazoa; Arthropoda; Insecta; Lepidoptera; Erebidae
Source: the annotation of a GenBank genome assembly